UCUUAUAAUAUACUGUACUCAGGGGCUCUGUUGAAGAAAGAAGGAAAAAAGCAAAGGUGGUGAAUGAAUGAUUUAGGAGACAUUUUUGGAUAUAAUUUCUGGAAGCAGUUUUACCGACGAUUGUCAGUUUUUGGCUGUUACAUCUACAUUAAAUGGUACAUGAAACUUAGAGCGUAAAUGACAAACAAUUACAACUGCAACACGUAUAGACAAACGCUAAAAAGACAUUUAAAUCACCAUUGGAGAACAUCAGUCAACCUGGAAACCAGUGGACAACUUGUUUAAAAAUGAAGAAAUAUAUUUGAUUUUUAAGGAACACUUCUCAAGGAUAAUAAUUCUUCGCGGAUGUCACCAUAGACAGCAAUUAUCUGGGUACAAACGAAAGUUUUCAAAUAAAUUGCAGCAAAGAUGUUUGAACGCUUCCAGGACACCUAUGGAAAACGGGAGCUCUGGGAAAAUAUCGGGCAACAUGAUGGCUUAUAAAUGUAGUAGGGAGGCAGAGGAAAGGGGCUUGCAGACUGGCUACCAAGAAAUCGAAGGUAUCAGUCUGGGGUACUUAAGAGUGGAUGGCAGACAGAUGUUUGCACUUGCUCAAGUUGUGAGCGACCUCUUUAAGGACAUUCCGCGAGCCACUGUAAACAAAAAGAUGGAGAUACUGCAAAUCAAAAGCCGUCGUUGCGACCUAAAAGAGCUGCGAAGUCUCAAGGCUAUUAACUCCGUGCCCAGCCGCGCUGUGAAGUGUUCCCUAAUCUCCAAGGAAGACCUAGAGAUUUUGUGCAUGUCUUGCAGAGCUCUGAGUCCCAACAGGAGAAAGAGAAAAAAGAAGUAUCGGAGGAGGGUAUUGCAGACUGCCGAUUUCUUCUAUACCAGCCUUUACAAGAAACCCAGGGAACUGCUGGCAAGGACCUCUGAGCUGGCAGCGCUUUAUGCGCAAACUUCGUCUUUGCACCCCAAACCAUCUCUAAAUUGUGCUAAAUUCUGCUCGUCUACAACCAGCUUACCCCCGGUUCCAGUUAGCAGGAAUAUGCUAAACUAUGAAAAAAAUGGAAAAGGAACAAAUGGGUACAAUCUGGAAGGGAGAGUUGAUUUUUUUACCAGUAUGGCUAGUAGCUACCCGAGAACACAUCUAUCUCCAGUAGGUGGCCACGGGGCAAGCAACCCAACCCAGUCUAUUCAACAGUUUCAGAAUAAGAAACAUGACCAAUGCACUGACCACAGGGCUGUACAAGGCUUCUUCAAAGAUCACAAACCUCCACUGAGGUGUCACAUUCAGAAAACUGUUGUUAGAAAGAAGAAACACAACAGUCUUCGCGUGCUAAAAAAAGCGCAGGGCACAUCAGCAGGUUAUUCCAGCGACUCCAACUCCAGUCUGGACUUUGACAAAGAUUCGGAUUUCAGGUCCAACGGGUCCAGUUCUACUGAGUCAUCGGAUGAGGAUAAUGGAGAAGAAGGUAUAUCAUCUUCAGCGGGCUGCAGCUCCAGCGACUCGGACAGUAGUUCUCUGUGCAGCGGUGACUCUGUGCAGAGUACAAGGUUUCGACAAGCUAUACUGGCCAGCCUCGGUUCCAGGCUCGGGACUUCUAAAGACACGUCAGGAUCAACGCAUGAAAGGCUAUCUGGCCCUAGCCACACUAGAACAACCCAAAUAGCCGCACAGAACCACCUUCCGCUCCAAUCCCUUCAAGUCGAGUCCAAAUUCCCGCAGGACACUCAACAUGAGUGGAAUUCUCCGCCGGCAUCCAACUUAGAUUCGUUUGAGCAGACACAAAGAAAGGGGGAGGAAAAUGCCGAAUUCGGACAUUUAGGAAGCUUAACACAUGCAGAGGCAACACCAACAAAGAGUACUAUCCCUGUUGAUUUACAGAUGUGCACAGACAGGGCUGCGUUACCCAAAGAACCACCUUCUCAAACUCUCAGGAAAGAUGCUGAGGGUCCAGUUCCAGACUGUGCAGAUAGAACCUCUUUGCACUGUGAUGAUCCAGCCGUUACAGACACUCCAUGUUUCAGUAGUCUGUCUCAGGACACAGCGCCAUCUUCCUCUCCGAUUCAAACUCCUGCUGCACACCCAGACGAGGUGGCCCCUGAGGCCGACCGUGGAACAACAACCCAAUCAUGCUGCCCUGACACCACAUUGGGGCCCCCUGAAGGGGGCUUGGAGGAUCCCAGGAGGGAAAAUUUUGACCGACUUAUAAGGCAGUCCAAACUGUGGUGUUAUGCCAAAGGUUUCAACGUGGACGGAAAAGACCUAAGGCUUGGAAUACCUAAGACUAGUAAGGAUUAUUAUGAUUGCGUGGACACCAAGUCAUCUGGCCAGAAACGGACCCGGAGGCGAUCUUCCUCAUUAGGCAAUGGAAUGAAAGGUAACUCUAAAAGAAGACGGCGUUCAAGCAAUAGCAAGACAGACAGGCAACAAAGCGGUACGGCAUCGAAUUCCCAGAAAAGUAGGGGGAGAAAGGCCGGAACUACAGCAACUAAUAAUUGCAAACGGGUACGCAGCAGCAUCAGUGCUCAGUCAUCAGGCACGAACCCGCAUUCUUUCCGGUUAAUGGCUCAUUUUCCCUGCCCCCCUUCUUUGGUAGUUGGGGAGGACGGAGACCUUCAACCAGCUUGUUCUCUGGUGACAGACCGGACUAAACAGUUUCCUGUUUCCCCAUUCCACCCCGUGUGGUACUGGCAAAUGGGAGCCACAGUACCCUUGGGGCUUCACAGUUUUGGAUUCCAUGGUUAUAAAUCAGGAAACUCAUAAUGGAUCUCGGUUUUGGUUUAUAUUACUUCACGCAGUCGUAACUUCUGUAGACUACGUAAACGUAAUCUUUACAUUGGGGGUUGUGUUGUAUUUUAUGGACCUACUGGCGUAAGAAAGCCACCCGUAAUCUUAAUAUUAUUUGCACCUGACCAACAAACAAUGCAAAUGGGAGAAAUAACCACACUGCCAAAAUUUUAACAGAGUGGAAACCAUGUCACCCAUUUAUUCCCACUCUGUAUUCGUAAUCCUAACUAAUCAUGUUUUGAUCUAACACACCUAGAUUGAAAUCCCUCUCAUUCCGUUUUAAGCUGUCAAGUGGUUCAUGUCGGCUGUAUAGCUUCAAUGUAGCUCUUCUAGUUAAAGGAAGUCCGCAUUUAAUACGUUUUCUGUAGAAGCAGUUAUAACUGCUGACUUAGGUUUUUCAGUUCAUGGGCAUUGGCAGGAUGUGGAAAAGCAGUGACAAAAAUAAACUGUUUUGAGAGCACCACAAAAUACAAUCAGAAGUAAUUAAUUGCAAGUAUUUUCAUAACCUAAGCGCCAAGUAAAGGCCGGACCUUUGGGUUGCUACAUGACCACUGCUGUAUCCAUCUUCGUUAAGCAUUUGUUGAAAUGCGCAGGUAUUUCUGUAUUUGUUACGAAAGUGAGACGUGCUCUUCUUUUGAUAUUGUUUUAACAUAAUUUAUCCAUGGUCGUAGGAACUGCUGGUUCUGUUGUGUGUGUGGGUGUUGGUGUGGGUGGGUGUCGGGGUGCUGUCACACAGGAUUUCAAAGCAACACUUGUCACUGUACCGAAAAGUCGGAAUUUGCCACCGAUUAUGGAAAACUUUAAUAUAUUGGUAAAAAAACAGGUGCCAGUGUGCAGAAUGCAUCUCAAAGCGACAUAAAUUAAGAUGUACACUACCGCAGCGUUGCUGUAUAUAGUUUUUUUUUUAAAUUUAUUAUUAUUAUUCAUAUUGUUUUUCACACAUAAUUACUUGAAUAUUAAAGGGCUGUCAAGUUUUCUGAAUGUAAAGUGAUCAUUUUCAUUAAGGUUUCAGAAUAAUGUUUGCACUGUCAACGGGACCCAUCAAUCAUGGGUCACGGAAUGGACUUGUGGGGAGGAAUACCUAUUCCACAGUAUCGAUUUCCUGAUGACACGGGUACACAUAUGACCACACUUUUGAGAAAAAUAACAUACCUUUUCUUGCUACUGCGCAUCUGGUGGGUUAAUACACUUCAAUAUCACCCCUUUCAGAAAUUACAUGGAGCUGUUAGCGUUUAAUAGUUUGUAAA
Protopterus annectens (West African lungfish) is the source of this 4017-nucleotide messenger RNA. RefSeq names its product elongin BC and polycomb repressive complex 2 associated protein (gene EPOP). The record is from RefSeq and is a predicted model, not a curated record. Bases 434 to 2746 code for a protein of 770 amino acids. Gene Ontology annotation, biological process: neuron fate commitment. The transcript has a single exon. Lineage: Eukaryota; Metazoa; Chordata; Ceratodontiformes; Protopteridae.